Molecule: messenger RNA, 339 nt
Organism: Aspergillus clavatus NRRL 1
Lineage: Eukaryota; Fungi; Ascomycota; Eurotiomycetes; Eurotiales; Aspergillaceae
Product: SBDS family protein
Exons: 3
Coding region: 1-339 (112 amino acids)
Source: RefSeq, a predicted model, not a curated record
AUGCGUGCCACCGAACACACCUCCAAGGUCUUCUACAAGGGCGCCUCGGACGACUUCAUCGUCUUCGUCGACGACCCGGCCAUCCUCAAGAAAUGGAAAACCGACCGCUCAAUCUCCCUGACCGACGUGGUGAACGGGUACAAGAUCUUUGUUACUCACAAGCAUGGCUCCCAAGGCGUGCUUGACGGAGCUAGCAAUGCUAGUCUCGACAAUGAGUUUGGCACCCAUAAUGUGGAUGAUUGCAUUGUGAAGAUCCUGGAGAAGGGUGAAUACCAGACGUAUGCGCAAAACGAACACCAGGGUGACACCAACUUCAGCAAUGGCCCUGCGUACCGGUGA